AUGGCGCCAGAAGCAAUCGGCGCCAACGUGCCAGGCCCAACAACCGGCGCCGCAGAAAAGCUUGCCCCGACCAUUUCAGCUUCUACCGAAAACUACCCCUGGAGUAACCGAGAUGGCGUCUGGCGCCGUCGACUGGGCUCCAUGGAGUCAUUCUACCAAAGCCUGGCAUCUCCCGAAGGCGCCCCGGUACACUGGAUGAUUGGCUGCAGCGUGACGAUCCAGACUCGCAACGGCCAUGUCAACAUCCAGGACUCUGUCCGCCAAGCCUGGGAGGUUGUAGCGCAGGACUUCCCGUGCAUCGGUGCCGUCGUGGAUGCUGCCUCGCGAGAGAUUGCUGUCCGCGAAGAGAUCGACACGGCUGAAUGGCUGCAGAGGAGCUUCAAGGUCCACCAAGGGACGACGGCAGAUGAGCUCUUCUCUGCCUUGAAGAGCCAGUUUCACGUCACACUUCACUAUGUGCGAGGGACGAACCAGCUUCUGCUCCAAUCCCCGCACACUCUCAUCGACGGGCGCGGGAUGCUGUACCUGUACCAUGCCCUGUUAACGGCCAUGAAAAGUCUGCCCGCGAACGGCCCCCGGAAGCGGGAUACGUCCGAACCGCUAAAUCUCUCCAAGCCGUACGACGACUGGUUGGGGAUCCCGGCGACUCCAUCAGAGAGACACUUUGCCGAUGCCCAGUCUGUCUUCCAGCGGAUCUUGCAGCAGGAAAAGCCGAUUCGGCUGCCUGGUGUUGACUUUGGGAUGACACCCCAGAGACCGGUCCACAGGGAUCUUGAGGUGGACGAGGCGACGAGUUCUUUGAUCAUCAGUGCAUGCAAGAGACGGGGGGUCAGUGUCACAUCGGCUUGGCAUGCUGCCCUCGCUUUGACGACGCAGAAGCUUCAGACAGAAGCCGGCGAAGACGGCUCAUCCUACGUCCAGUUCACCACCAUCGAUCUGCGCCGUCAUUUUCCGUCCUCCUUCAUCCCGCACAAGCACUCGGUCGGAUCUCUUCAGACUGCCUUGUGCCUGGCUUCUGACCUGGACAAGGAUAGCACUUUUGAUGCUCUCAGCCAGUCCCUGCACAAGCAGUACCAGGCCCCUUUCUCCUUUGCCGAUAAUGACUUCGGCUACCUCGCUCCCUACAUGGCCAUUUCUCGGCAGAUUCUCGAAAGUGGCGGCGUGCCGCCCAGCAGCACGCCAUCGCUAUCCAGCAUGGGGGUCGUUGAUGAUUAUCUCCAGUGCCGAUACGGUGAUUGGGAGAUCGCUGACUUUUGGGUGAGUUCCACGAUGAUGACUGGGGAUUUCCAGAUGUAUCUGUGGACCUUCCGGGGGAAACUCACUUUCAGUGUAUGCUAUAACGAGGCGUUUUAUGGUGCGGAUGAGGUCGACCAUGUCAUGGAGAGCACCAGGGACGAACUGCUCCGGGCGUUGACUCACAAGUAG
This is a messenger RNA of Geosmithia morbida, 1425 nucleotides long. RefSeq lists its product as uncharacterized. Bases 1 to 1425 code for a protein of 474 amino acids. NCBI's taxonomy places the organism in Eukaryota, Fungi, Ascomycota, Sordariomycetes, Hypocreales, Bionectriaceae. The record is from RefSeq and is a predicted model, not a curated record. The transcript is spliced from 2 exons.